Molecule: messenger RNA, 1220 nt
Organism: Cucurbita maxima (winter squash)
Lineage: Eukaryota; Viridiplantae; Streptophyta; Magnoliopsida; Cucurbitales; Cucurbitaceae
Exons: 8
Coding region: 17-982 (321 amino acids)
Cellular component (GO): cytosol
Source: RefSeq, a predicted model, not a curated record
UUUAAUUGGGAAAUAAAUGGUCCUAAUCCUUUCACUCUUCUCGUCUCCAAUUGACUGGUGUGGCAGAAACAGCACAAGAAGACGUAAGAUCUCUAGACCUUCUCCUCUGAUCACAUCUCCUUUCCUGCAGGCGCGAUUCAUUGGCUGUCGGAGCUUCGCAAGAGCCCUAAAGAUGGCCCACUCUGAUGUACAAACUCCCGUGGCUCAGCACCAGAAAGUCAUAGUACCCAACAAAAAAGGUGAAAAACUUGUGGGCAUACUUCAUGAUACGGGAUCAGCGGAGGUUGUCAUUUUGUGCCAUGGUUUUCGUUCGAACAAGGAAAAUGAUAUAAGCGUAAACAUUGCUAAGACAUUAGAAAAUGAAGGAAUCAGUGCCUUCCGUUUUGACUUUUCUGGAAAUGGGGAAAGCGAAGGUUCGUUUCAAUAUGGUUAUUAUCAUGGAGAGGCUGAUGACUUGCAUGCAAUAAUCCAAUAUUGGCGUGCAGCAGGCCGUGUCAUAAGUGGAAUCCUUGGGCAUAGUAAAGGGGGUGACGUGGUGCUUCUGUAUGCUUCCAAGUAUCAAGAUAUCAAUUUUGUUAUCAAUGUUUCUGGACGUUAUGAUCUGAAAAAAGGUAUAAAAGAACGCUUGGGGGAUGAAUUUAUGGAAAGAAUUGAAAAGGAAGGAUAUAUUGAUGUCAAGAAUAAGAAAGGAAAAGUAGACUAUCAAGUGACGUGGGAGAGCUUGAAGGAUCGCCUAAACACUGAUAUGCAUGAAGCUUGUCUUCUAAUCGACAAAGAAUGCAGGGUGUUCACAGUCCAUGGAUCUGCUGAUGAAGUAAUCCCUGUUGAAGAUGCAUUUGAGUUCGAUAAAAUCAUACCGAACCAUAAGUUACAUGUCGUAGAAGGUGCCAAUCAUUGCUACACCUCACACCAAACAGAGUUAGCCUCAAUUGUUCUGAAUCUCAUUAAAACAAGGCUGCCGCAUUGCAAGGAUGGUGCUUGAGCAAGUUCUUCCAGCCUGCAUUCAGGUUCCUGCUGGAUCUUUUAUUAGUUGCGCCCAUGAAUAAUUACGUUUAUGUUUUGCUGAUUAAGUUCAACUGAUUUCUAAUUCUGUGUGGUUCGAUCGACCAAAGCUAACCUCCUUCCAUUCAUUCCUCAAUAAUACAAUGGAUUUGUUCAAUCAAAUCUGGAGUGAGAUUCAAACUUCUGAACUUCUAAUCAAAAUAUCUUUACGUCUUUCG